Nothobranchius furzeri (turquoise killifish) is the source of this 1949-nucleotide messenger RNA. RefSeq names its product N-acetylgalactosamine kinase-like. NCBI's taxonomy places the organism in Eukaryota, Metazoa, Chordata, Actinopteri, Cyprinodontiformes, Nothobranchiidae. Gene Ontology annotation, biological process: carbohydrate phosphorylation; galactose metabolic process. Gene Ontology annotation, molecular function: ATP binding; galactokinase activity. The record is from RefSeq and is a predicted model, not a curated record. Gene Ontology annotation, cellular component: cytoplasm; cytosol.
GCCAUCUUGUUCUCAUUUGAAAGUUCUUUCCUGUGACACGCCAGCAGAUGUCUGCAGCCAGGUCCUACUUAUGCGUUACUGCCCUCCUGCCACUCUGUUCUCAAAGGACUUCCGUGUUUACCCUUUCCAGAGUCAGUUCAUUGGAUAAAAACACCCACUUAAAGGCUGCCAGGCUUCUAAUUUUGACUGCCCGUAGUUCAUCGUUUUCGCAUCCGGGUUUCCUACGUGAGAGUCAGCUGAUAGCAGCAAGGUUGUGUCAGAGCUUUCCUCAGUUUCACGACGAGAGUUAUUAAAAUCAGGCUGUUUCUGAACAGGUAAACAUGUCUACAAACCCCCCAAAGCUGAAGAUAGAAAUCACUUCGAACGAAAGGUUAAAAAACUUAAAAAGUGCUUUUGAAACAAAGUAUGGAGAAUCUCCCCUUUUCUAUGCAUAUGCACCUGGAAGGGUCAAUCUAAUAGGUGAGCACAUUGACUACUGUGGAUAUUCUGUGCUGCCGAUGGCUAUUGAGCAGAGCAUCCUGGCAGCUGUGUCUUUGAAUAACUCAGGGAAAAUCCACCUGUCCAACACAAAUCCUCAGUACCAGGAUUUCAUUGUGUCCUGCUCAGAGGACAUCACCAUUGACAAAGACAAUCCAAAGUGGUUUUAUUACUUCCUCUGUGGGGUCAAAGGUAUCCAGGAGAAGUUUGGGAUCACUCGUUUGGCAGGAAUGUCGUGUGUUGUAGACGGAACAAUUCCUCCAAGUUCGGGUCUGUCCAGUUCAAGUGCCUUAGUCUGCUGUUCUGGUCUUGUUACCAUGGAGGCCAACCAGAAGUCCCUUUCCAAGGUGGCUCUAGCUGAGAUAUGUGCUAAAUGUGAGCGCUACAUCGGGACAGAGGGUGGAGGAAUGGACCAGUCCAUAUCAUUCCUGGCAGAGAAAGGAACUGCCAAGCUGAUAGAGUUCCAGCCUCUGAGGGCCACUGAUGUCCAGCUCCCAGAGGGGGCUGUGUUUGUGAUUUCCAACUGCUGCGUUGAGAUGAACAAAGCUGCUUCUUCUCACUACAACAUCCGUGUGGUGGAGUGUCGGAUAGCCACAAAGAUGCUUGCUCGGGCGAGAGAUCUGGACCCGAGUGGGCUGUCGAAGCUGGCUCAGGUUCAGACGGAGCUGAAGGCCUCCCUGGAGGAGAUGCUGGCUCUGGUGCAGGAAGUGUUGGAUCCUGAGCCGUACAGCCGAGAGGAGGUCUGUAAGGUGCUGUGCGUCACCCCAGAGCAGUUCUCCACCGAGCUGCUGAGCGCUAACACACAGCACCUCACACACUUCAAGCUGCACCAGCGGGCCAAGCAUGUUUAUGGAGAAGCGGCACGGGUGAUGAAGUUUAAGAGCAUUUGUGAUUCUGGGUCUGCUGAGUCCAUAAAGCUCCUGGGAGCGCUGAUGAAUCAGAGCCAUGCAAGCUGCAAAGACCUGUAUGAGUGCAGCUGUCCUGAACUGGACCAACUGGUGGACAUUUGUCUGAAGUCUGGGGCUGUUGGUUCUCGGUUGACAGGUGCAGGUUGGGGAGGCUGCGCCGUCUCCAUGGUUCCCAGUGAGAAGGUGGAGUCUUUUCUACAAGCUGUCAGGAAUGCUUACUACAUCCCUGACCCACGCAGAGCAGCGAUGGAGAAACAGAGUUUGUUUGUAUCAAAGCCUGGUGGAGGAGCUGCAGUUUUCAUGGAGGAGUGAAACUCACAUUUGUUUGUUUAUAUUGAAAUACUUUAAAAUCAACUGAGUGAUUUUUUUUUCUUUUUUUAUGUGCAAAUUUCAGGAGAUGGAAAUGACUUGUUAACCUCUAUUUUUCAGGGGGAAUUUAAGGGCAAAAAACACCUCAGUGAUUUGAUUUUUGUAUCAAGUAGUUAUUUUUUUUAACUAUUUUUCAUUUAUAAUGUCUUGGAAAUUCAUUUCUAAAAAUAAUAAAUCAAUUGGCAAUAUAUAAAA